AUGAAAUGGGUUAGCCUUAAAAGAUUCAACUUUGGUUUAUUAAACAGCAUCCACCUCUUCCUCUUUGAAAAAGCAUGUCCUAAGUGUGGAGUUUAUAUAUAAAAGAAUGGAGGAUGUAGUUAUAUGCAGUGUCAAGGUUGUAAGCAUGAGUUUUGCUGGCUGUGCAAGUCAAACUUUGCAGGACAUCAUCACUAAAAUGAUGAGAUUUUCAAUUUAUGUUUACUUAAGUUCUGGAUUGGAAGAGUUAUCAUCUUCUUUUUGAUGAUUUUCUUAGACUUCAAAAUUGGAUCAUAUAAUAAAAGAUUCUUAGAGAUCCAAGGGGUAAUCCUUAACGCUGUCUUAAUGAUCCUCUUUUUCAAUCUUCAGAUCUUAUCAAUGUAUUUUUAAGAAGGGAAAAUGAUAAAAUAAUACAUUUCUAAACUCAAUAGAUAAUUACCCAUGUAGUUUUGGUUUCCUAGACAAUAAAACAUAAGAUGCAAAUAAACAUUCAAGAAUAUAGCUGGUUUUCUCAAAAUUCUGCUGGUCUUUGCUAUAAGACUGAUCCUAAACUAUUUGCUUUUUACAGAAGAUGACAUAAAAUAUAUGCUGAUCUUGAUUUUAAUUGAGAUUGGAAUUCUUCUUAUUGUUAUUUCUGUCAUCUUAAUUAAGAAGUGCAUUGUAAGAUACUAAAAGCAAAGAAAAAUAGUUAGAGUAUUAAAAAUGAGAAGGAAUAAUGAAACUGAAUUACAAAGAAAAAUUAGACUACAGCAGGAAGAAGUUGACAAAAAAAUAGCCAAUAACAUAGCCUAUAAAGCAAAUAACAAUAACAUAGAUCUAAUAGCUGAAUAAUUAGAUUAGGCUCGAUUACUGUAUAUUAAAAAUUCGGAUACUGGACGCAAUACAGAUAUUGAAAUGAUUGAUAGAGACCAAGAUAAAGACAGAAGCAUUGUUCCUUAAGAAUCAAAUGAUUUAUCUUAUGAAGCUAAUCUGAAAAAAGUUGAGCUUGAGCAAAGAUAACAAGUAGAAAUAGACUGGGAAGUACCUGAAAAAUUAAACUAGGAACAAAAUCACUUUAUAAUUGAGAUAUAGUCAGAGUAACAAAAUUAUUACAAUCAAUCAUCCUUGAUAGAAGAAGAAAAGGGUAAUUUACCAGAUAUUUACUCCACCAAAGCAUCUUAAUAAAAUGAGUAGCAAUAAUAUUUGCUUGACAAUGGAUAGAAUAUUUUUGAUUAGGAUACUGUAAUAGAUAAAAUUGCAAUUAGAAAUAACAAAACGAAUAAAAAUUAUAACUAACUAAUUGAUGAAUUAGUGAUAGACCAAGAUAUUGAAUCAAAUUAAACAUAUAAAUGA
Stylonychia lemnae is the source of this 1329-nucleotide messenger RNA. The record is from the annotation of a GenBank genome assembly. Lineage: Eukaryota; Ciliophora; Spirotrichea; Sporadotrichida; Oxytrichidae.